This is a messenger RNA of Xenopus tropicalis (tropical clawed frog), 4393 nucleotides long. It is a transcript of the gene atp13al, whose product is annotated as ATPase type 13A like. Gene Ontology annotation, cellular component: membrane. Gene Ontology annotation, biological process: monoatomic cation transmembrane transport; transmembrane transport. The transcript is spliced from 32 exons. Gene Ontology annotation, molecular function: P-type transmembrane transporter activity; ATPase-coupled monoatomic cation transmembrane transporter activity; nucleotide binding. The record is from RefSeq and is a predicted model, not a curated record. NCBI's taxonomy places the organism in Eukaryota, Metazoa, Chordata, Amphibia, Anura, Pipidae. The coding region runs from base 114 to 3851 and encodes 1245 amino acids.
GGAGGCUUUCACUGACACUUAACUGUCUGUAACAACUGGAGAAGACAAUUGGCCUUCUACAUGGUUUCUACAUAGUUCUUGAUUUGAAUUGAACCAUAAGAGUGGAUGCAGCAAUGGAAGCAAAACUAAAAGCCACACAUCAUGGGAUAGUCAAUGAAGGCUCAGAAAAUGAAUUUCAAGUGUUUGGCUACAGAACAAAGAGAUGGAGACAAGCCUUGUGUUAUGUGGGAUACGUGCUUUCACUUGGAUUAAUUCGAUUCCUCUUGUACUGGAAACAGGAGAUGUAUGUCUGGUUUGUUUGCAACCCUUGCAGCUUGGAAGAGGCUGACAUUUUACUGCUCAGAACUACUGAUGAACAGAAAAAGUGCUGUAUGAAGAAAGUAAAGUCAUUUCAUGUUGCCAAUGUUUCCCAUAUUGCAUACAUGAAUAAUAACACUGCUGAAAAAAAAGACAGUAAAGAACUGCCAGUAAAUACUGAACUGAAGGUUCGAUAUAUGCACGUACAGAAGAUGAGAUAUAUUUGGAAUCCAUUUAGAGGCACAUUUCAGAAAAGUGGGGUUUUGGAUGACACACAUUCCUGUUCUGAUAUACACACAAAAUUUGCUUCAGGGUUCAGUAAAGAAGAACAAGAUAACAGGAGGCAAAUUUGUGGAUCAAAUUCAAUUGAAGUGGAAAUAACUCCGAUAUGGAAGCUCCUUUUUAGGGAGAUCUUAAACCCGGUUUACUGUUUUGAAGCCUAUGCAUUAAUUUUAUGGCUUUCAGCUGGAUAUAUUGAAUAUUCCAUGGCCAUAUUAAUUCUCACCAUCUUGUCUAUUAUUGCUACUGUCACCUUGCUGAGGAUGCAAUCUGUAAAAUUACAUAAAAUGGUUGAGUUCCACAAUAAUGUCAUGGUUACUGUUCUUCGGAAAACUGGAGACAUAGAAGAAGUGCAGUCCCAAAAUUUAGUUCCGGGAGAUGUAAUAAUUUUACCUGAAAAAAAAAUGUACCUGCCUUGUGAUGCAAUUCUGAUAUCUGGAGGCUGUGUUAUAAAUGAAGGGAUGCUGACAGGAGAAUGUGUUCCUGUUACAAAAACACCCCUGCCCUGUGUAGACAACUGCAUUCCAUGGAACGUUUACACUGGGGACAAUUACAAGGAGCACAUGCUUUACUGUGGAACUGAAGUCACCAAGACGAAGCCAGAUAGUGAUGGGCUGGUAAAAGCUGUUGUACUGCACACUGGUUUUAACACCACGAAAGGAGAUCUUGUGAGGUCCAUCCUUUAUCCAAAACCAAUAAAGUUCAAACUCUACAAAGAUGUUUUCUGGGUCAUUGCUGCACUUUCAGUAGUUUCAGUCUUUGGUCUUAUAUACUCAGUAGUCGUUGGUGCACUCCAAGGAGCAGAACCGAAAGACCUAGUUCUGAUGGGAUUCAUCAUGCUGACAUGCGCUGUUCCUGUCUCCUUGCCUCCUGCAUUGGCUGUUUGUGUUCUCUACAGUCAGAAUCGCCUAAAGAAACAUGGGAUAUUUUGCAUCAGCCCUGAUCGGAUUAGCCUUUGUGGACAACUAAACCUCAUCUGUUUUGACAAAACAGGAACCCUAACAGAAGAAGGUUUGGACUUAUGGGGCAUUGUACCUUCCAGGGAAAACUGUUUUCAGGAAGCGCAUCAUUUCACCUCUGGAAGUACCUUACCAUGGGGGCCUUUACUUGGUGCUGUUGCUAGCUGCCACUCCCUGAUUGUCCUUGAUGGUGCAAUUCAUGGAGAUCCAUUAGACUUCAAGAUGUUUGAAGGUUCAGGAUGGAAUAUUGAUGAGAGUCAAGCAACCUGCACAGUGGAUGGAAAAUGUUGCUCAUGUGUGACUGUUAAACCAGGGUCCGGAUCAAAGGUCCCAGUAGAUGGAAUCAACAUUUUGCUCCAGUUUCCUUUUUCCUCUGCUCUGCAGCGAAUGUCUGUUGUAGCCCAAGUAAUAGGAGAACAGAGACUCACCUUAUUCUUAAAAGGAGCUCCAGAGAUGGUGGUCAGAUUUUGCAAACAAGAAACAGUACCAUCUUCCUUUAAGAACACACUUGACUAUUAUACAGAACAAGGCUUUCGAGUCAUUUCCUUGGCAUAUAAAUAUUUUGAACUGGAAGAAAAUAUUUCACUUCCUAACUUAAAAAGGGAAGAAGUCGAAUCUGAUCUCAUAUUUCUAGGAUUUUUAAUAAUGGAAAAUCAACUUAAGCCCGAAACAAAGCCUGUUCUUCAAGAACUCGUUUCUGCUAAUUUAAGAACAGUCAUGCUUACAGGUGACAACCUCAAAACAGCUUGUACUGUUGGAAUGGGUUCUGGAAUGGUACCCAGCACUGACAAUGUAUUUUUGCUUGAAGCCACUGAAUACGAAGAAGGCACUCAACCGUUUAUUAACUGGCAGAUAUUGAAGAGGAACAAGGAUAAUGAUACCAAACUAAAUGAGACAACCGUUAAUAUUCUGUGCACUGAUAAUGCCAUAAAAUGUAAUACGAUACAAAAUAAAUUGGAUUAUGCCACUAGUGGAACAUAUUAUAGUACUGACAAGCAAAACUUGCCUGAAUUGAUGAUGCCCAAUGUAUGUCUACUGCCAUCUGUUUUUGCUGAUGUUGCACCCUCAGUUGCUGCUGUUGCUUUCAGUAAGACAGGAGAGAACAUCCAAUCUGAGUCUCCUUCGAGCCAUUAUAUUAAGCAACACAAGUAUCAUUAUGCCAUGACUGGCAAUUCAUACCAAACUAUCAAGCAACACUUCCCUGACUUGAUGCCAGAUAUCCUACUCAAUGGAACCAUUUUUGCCAGAAUGACCCCCAAACAAAAAUCUACCAUGAUUGAAGAUUUGCAAAAUAUAGAUUACUAUGUUGGUAUGUGUGGAGAUGGAGCAAAUGACUGCGGGGCACUGAAAAUGGCUCAUGCUGGGAUCUCAUUAUCAGAGUUGGAAGCAUCAGUGGCCUCUCCAUUUACAUCUAAAAUAACUAAUAUUACAUGUAUGCCCAUCCUACUGAAGGAAGGAAGAAAUGUAUUUGUCACUUAUAUAUCUCUGUUUAAAUACAUGGUGAUGUAUGCCUUUAUCGGACUGAUCUGCAUGUUUCUUAUGUUUUGGGAGCAAACAAUACUUGGAAGUAAUCAAUACCUCAUGCAAGAUAUUGCCAUUACCAUCCCUCUUAUGCUUACACUGAGUUUAAAUGGUCCUGCACCGAAGUUAGCACCAUACAGACCAGCUGGACGCCUGCUUUUACCACCCUUGUUACUUUCAAUAAUUCUACAUCUGUCUUUCACCUUGACGGUGCAAAUGUGCGCUUAUUUUGUGUUACAGCAGCAGCCAUGGUUCAGCAGAACUGAUGUAUUCUAUGCUUGCAUCCCUCAGAAUAUGAGCUUUGCUAAUCAAACAAGCCCUAUGGAGUACGACAUUUCACAGAACUUCUUCACCAGCACUUGUUGGCUAAUAACCGGAAUAAAUCUUAUCAUUAUCGAAUUUGUGUUUUCCAAAGGAAGACCAUUCCGCCAGCCAAUAUACACUAACUAUAUAUUCCUCAUGUUGGUAGUGGCACAGGUGGCAGUAUACAUGUUCUUUCUGUUUGCUGAUAUUGAGUCAUUGUACAGUGCUUUGAAGUUUGUCUGCAUGCCGUAUUACUGGAGAGGAAUAAUAUUUGCCAUGGUGUUCGCACUUUUUGCCGUAUCCUAUUUUAUUGAGGAAUGCAUCCUUGAAAACAGAAGUCUGUGGUUACGGAUAUAUAAAAUGUUUAACUGCAAGUACUUGAGUCAUUUUAAAGAGCUUCAAAAAGCAUUGGAAAUGAACAACCAUCCUUCUGUGGUGCCAAGAAAGACAUACAGAACAAACGCAUUGGGUCCUAGAGAGAAUCCAGUGUAACUGUUAUGCAUUGACUGUUUGGGUUAAGGUUUUUAGAUGACACUGUUUCACACUGCGUAGUUGUGCUGUCAGUCUGUUUUUGUGCUGGUUACCUACUGUUUAGUUUCUGGUUACCAUAUUUUCCUUCUUACCAGUGUCUGUUUGGAUUCUGCUUGGUCCCAAAUAAUGAUCCCUGAAUUGUGUAGUAAUCAUUGCCGAAUACUCAUGAAUAGAACGUUUCAUGUAAAGGUGAAAUUGUUAAUGACCUGCAUAAAUGUUUCUAAUGAGAAAAACACUCAAAUGCUAAGGUCAAGAAACACUAGAAAAAAAAUAGCCUUUGAUUAUUUGUAUAAAUAGUUUAACUUAAAGCACAUAUACAUAAUUAUAGUAUAUCAGAUUCAAUUACUGCAUGGUGUGUUAGAUUGUUGCUAACAAAUAUAAAUAUAACACUGUAUAUAUACUGUACAUAAAGAUAUAUAUAUAUUUUAUAUAUAAUGACUAAUGGAUGAACCAUGAAUGUCUUUGGUCUCUUUCAUUAAAUAUACAUUUUAUAAUGCAUUUCA